AUGUUUGGCAUCGUGUGGAACCUCUUUGCCGCCGUACGAUAUGGCCAUCCCGUGUACAUCAUGUCCAAAUUCUAUUACAAGCACUUUAUCCACUACGUCGACAAGUAUCGGGCAUCUGAAACAUAUCUCACACCAGCGAUCAUCAAGGUCCUCAUCAACCUCGAAGAUCCUGCUCUCAGAGAAAGCUUGGUCACGCUCCGCUACAUUGGCGUGGGUGGAGGGCCGAUUGACUCGGUUGCCCUAGGAAGGCUGAAGGCCGCCCUCCAUCCGGAAGCUACCGCGUCUCAGAUCUGGGGAAUGACGGAGUUCGGGGUUGCUGCCCUCUUCCGCUGGGGCGAACACGAUGAGACAGGAUCCCUGGGUCGGCUACUUCCAGGGUACCAGAUCCGCGUGGUUGAUCACAAGGGUCAUGAUAUCACGGCAGAGGCCCGACCCGGAGAGCUGCUUGUCCGCUCACCAAGUCUCAUGAGUGGAUAUAUAAGCACCGUACCCUCUGCCGGGGUUGACCAAGAGGGAUGGUUCCGAACCGGCACAAUUGGUUUUGUCAAGAAGGGCAAGUUCUACGUUGUUGGCAAAACGAUGGAGGUAUCCGAAACCCUGAAGAACACACAUUCCGAACAAUUCUCACCUGGUCCUUUACCAGCUCUUAGUUCACAUUCUUAUUAUCAUGACACAUGGUGA
This is a messenger RNA of Sordaria macrospora k-hell, 681 nucleotides long. NCBI's taxonomy places the organism in Eukaryota, Fungi, Ascomycota, Sordariomycetes, Sordariales, Sordariaceae. The record is from RefSeq and is a predicted model, not a curated record.